This is a messenger RNA of Camponotus floridanus (Florida carpenter ant), 2128 nucleotides long. RefSeq names its product acetylcholine receptor subunit beta-like 1 (gene nAChRbeta1). The record is from RefSeq and is a predicted model, not a curated record. Gene Ontology annotation, molecular function: transmembrane signaling receptor activity; acetylcholine-gated monoatomic cation-selective channel activity. The transcript is spliced from 7 exons. Gene Ontology annotation, cellular component: synapse; neuron projection; postsynaptic membrane. The coding region runs from base 1 to 1563 and encodes 520 amino acids. Lineage: Eukaryota; Metazoa; Arthropoda; Insecta; Hymenoptera; Formicidae. Gene Ontology annotation, biological process: regulation of membrane potential; chemical synaptic transmission; nervous system process.
AUGUAUUUCUGCCUGCGUCUCGCGCGGCUCUUUCUGAUCUCGGCGAUUCUGUGCGUCGGUCUGUGCUCCGAAGAUGAGGAGAGACUGGUGCGAGAUUUGUUCAGAGGGUACAAUAAACUCAUCCGACCAGUGCAAAAUAUGACGGAGAAGGUACACGUGAGGUUCGGCCUCGCCUUCGUGCAAUUGAUCAAUGUGAAUGAAAAGAACCAGAUUAUGAAAUCGAACGUAUGGUUGAGAUUCGUAUGGAUGGAUUAUCAAUUGCAAUGGGACGAAGCAGAUUAUGGCGGAAUCGGUGUCCUGAGAUUACCACCCGACAAAGUGUGGAAACCGGACAUAGUAUUAUUCAAUAAUGCUGAUGGCAACUAUGAGGUUCGUUACAAGAGUAACGUAUUAAUAUAUCCGAACGGCGAGGUGCUCUGGGUGCCGCCAGCGAUCUAUCAAAGCUCGUGCACGAUCGACGUCACGUAUUUCCCCUUCGAUCAGCAGACAUGCAUCAUGAAAUUCGGCUCGUGGACCUUCAACGGUGAUCAAGUCUCUCUCGCGCUCUACAACGAUAAAAACUUCGUUGACCUGUCCGAUUAUUGGAAAAGCGGCACAUGGGACAUCAUCAGCGUCCCGGCGUAUCUUAAUACUUAUCAGGGUGAUUUUCCCACGGAAACGGACAUCACUUUCUACAUAAUUAUCCGCAGGAAGACUCUCUUCUACACAGUCAACUUGAUACUGCCAACAGUUCUGAUCUCUUUCCUCUGCGUUCUCGUUUUCUAUCUUCCUGCAGAAGCCGGUGAAAAGGUCACUUUAGGUAUCAGCAUUCUUCUAUCUCUGGUCGUGUUUCUUCUGUUAGUCAGCAAAAUUCUGCCGCCUACAUCUCUUGUGCUGCCAUUAAUAGCUAAAUAUCUGCUCUUCACUUUCAUCAUGAAUACUGUCAGUAUCUUAGUAACUGUUAUCAUCAUCAAUUGGAACUUUCGUGGACCGAGGACUCACAGAAUGCCUCAGCUCAUACGCAAGAUCUUUCUUAAAUAUCUGCCAACAAUUCUAUUUAUGAGGCGGCCAAAGAAAACGCGAUUGAGAUGGAUGAUGGAGAUACCGAAUGUAACACUGCCAGCUUCCACAUAUUCGGGGAGCCCGACCGAGGUGCCGAAACACCUGCCAGCCUCUUUGGCCAAGUCAAAGAUGGAAGUAAUGGAGCUAUCCGAUCUGCAUCAUCCUAAUUGUAAGAUCAAUCGUAAGGUGCACCACACCACGAGCAGCUCCAGCGCUGCUGGGGGAGGGGAGGGCAUGGGGGAUAGAAGAGGAUCCGAGAGUUCGGAUUCCGUGUUGCUCAGCCCGGAAGCCAGCAAGGCUACCGAGGCAGUGGAGUUUAUAGCGGAGCAUCUCAGGAACGAGGACUUGUAUAUACAGACAAGGGAGGACUGGAAAUACGUUGCAAUGGUGAUCGAUCGACUGCAACUUUAUAUCUUCUUUAUAGUGACGACCGCGGGUACCGUCGGGAUCCUAAUGGACGCGCCUCACAUUUUCGAGUACGUGGACCAGGAUCGUAUCAUAGAAAUUUAUCGCGGAAAAUAAAAUCUGAUUUGUCUUAACGAAUCGCAAUUACAAAUAAUGUGCCAUCGUUACCGACCGUUCUCAUUUCGUCCUUUUCGAAAUCGAUUUUGUACAACGUCAUGUGAAUGAUCUUGCCAUGUCAGUUUUAAAACGUACAACGUUUACAGCUCAAAAGCAGUUAUUCAAAUCACACAAGUAAUUAUUUUUUAUACAAAUUUCUAUCAAAUCUUAUGCAAAGUACAAAUUUAUUUAAUGAAAGUUUCAACUCAAUCUGCUGCCAUUGUGUGUAUGUAUAUUUUUUUUAUUCAAGAUUAGUAAAAUUUUUUAUUCGCAAAUGUUCUUAGUUACAAAGUUCGGGCGAUCGAUAUGGCAUACAUUAUUUAGGUAAUAAUUCCACUAGCAUUAAUCCAGGCUGCCUCUGCGAUUGUUGUCUUCCCCAAUGCCAUUAACUUCCGAUAGCUCUAUCGCGAUGUGCUUAGACGAAGGGUUUGCGAAGCAAACAUCGAAUGGAUCUCGUCUUUCAUUUUAUCGGAGUAAAUAGAUAUUUCCAAAAUUAUUAAGCACAUUAUAUAUUAUAAGAAAUCAC